AUGGGUCCUAAGAAGGGUGGAGGAGAGGGCUCCAAGAAGGCUCAAGGCCAGGCGCGCAAGGCAGAAGCGGCGGCGGGCAAGCAAGCCCAGAAAGAACAGGAGACACAGGUAGCAGAGGCAAAGAAGUGGGAUCAGGGCUCAAAGUCGAACUCGAAGGCCGACGCCGCCGCCGCGAAGAAGGAAGAAGCCGCUCGAAAGAAGGCUGAGAAGGAUGCGCUGCUUAAGGAGGAGGAAGCAUCACAGCCCUCGAAACCUAAGGGCGCUGGUGCCAAAAAGGCCGAGAAGAAGACGCGCGGUAUCGACUCUGCUCUGGGCUCGCUCAGCGCCACUGGUAUCGACAACGCUCUAGAUGCGCUCAGUCUCACUGCCAAAGAUGCCGACAAGAUCGACCGACACCCCGAGAGGAGGUAUAAGGCUGCCUAUGCAGCAUACGAAGAGCGCAGACUUGAGGAGAUGAAGGACGAGAAGGGCUUGAGACGGAACCAGAAGGUCGAGCAGAUUAGGAAAGAGUUCGACAAGCAUCCCGACAACCCGAAGAACCAGGCGGCGAUCGCAUACAAUGCAACAAGGGAUGAAGUUGCCGACUUCAAAGAAGCCGAGCGGGUCAAGAAGGAGGAGAGGUUGGGCGGUGCGUCCUGA
Messenger RNA from Didymosphaeria variabile, 639 nucleotides. RefSeq lists its product as uncharacterized. The transcript is spliced from 2 exons. The coding region runs from base 1 to 639 and encodes 212 amino acids. The record is from RefSeq and is a predicted model, not a curated record. Gene Ontology annotation, cellular component: nucleus. Gene Ontology annotation, biological process: transcription by RNA polymerase II. Gene Ontology annotation, molecular function: transcription coactivator activity. NCBI's taxonomy places the organism in Eukaryota, Fungi, Ascomycota, Dothideomycetes, Pleosporales, Didymosphaeriaceae.